AUGUUCCUAUGCCAGGCUCGACAUUGGCUUUCAUUUACAAUCGACCGCAUUGCAGAAUCUCGGUUUGUCGAAUCCAGCCCCAAGGACGUUCACGAGCAGGAGCAGGAUACAUUGACCGAUCAGACUCUGGGUGUUAAUAUACUAUCAGAGCCUCCUGCUGGACAGGGGAGCCCAUACACACACAAGGGAAAGAACCCACUCAGCCAAAACCACUACACGUCAGCAGAUUCUCUCGAGGUAAUACUGCAGGAGCUUGAAUAA
Molecule: messenger RNA, 261 nt
Organism: Penicillium odoratum
Lineage: Eukaryota; Fungi; Ascomycota; Eurotiomycetes; Eurotiales; Aspergillaceae
Exons: 2
Coding region: 1-261 (86 amino acids)
Source: RefSeq, a predicted model, not a curated record